CUCUCCUUCCCCGAGCCUGUCUGCCUGCAGCAGCUCGGUCUGCCGUCAUCACGAUCAGCUCGAGUUAAAGCAGCACGGGCAGAGCAGACGCCUGUCCGGAUGGAGGGCGAGCUGUUCACUUGAUUUGUCUCAGUACCCGUGGGUCGCGGCGUGAACGACAUCUGGGAAUGUUGUUAUCUGCAUUUUUUUCUGAGGCUAAAAGGUUGAGCGUUAAUUCCGGCGGUGUGAUUAGGAUGAGCAUCGCCCCGCGCGCACAGUCAGCGUGAUUUGCUAUGGUGAUACUACAAGCUAAGCCCAAGCUAGCAGCAGAGACAGGGUUGUUUUGGGAGAUACAUUUUUGAACAACCCCCCUCCCCUACAACGCUGACACAUGAAUUAGACCGUUUUUGUGAUUUUUUUUUUUUUUUUUUUUUUUUUUUUGCAUCAAGCUGGAACACAAAGGGGAAUGUCUAGCCAAGGAGUUAGGAGGAAUGGCCCGGUGAAGCUGCGGUUGACAGUCCUGUGUGCAAAGAACCUGGCAAAGAAAGACUUCUUCCAUUUGGCUGGGCUGCCAGAUCCUUUUGCCAAAGUGGUGGUGGACGGCUCAGGACAAUGCCACUCAACAGAUACUGUGAGGAAUACGCUGGACCCAAAGUGGAACCAACAUUAUGAUCUGUACAUUGGAAAGGCAGACUCAAUCACCAUCAGUGUAUGGAACCACAAGAAGAUCCACAAAAAGCAGGGCGCCGGUUUCCUGGGCUGUGUCCGUCUCCUGUCCAACGCCAUCAACAGACUCAAAGACACUGGCUAUCAGAGACUGGAUCUGAAUAAGCUGGGCCCCAAUGACAAUGAUACUGUGAGAGGACAAAUAGUUGUAAGUCUUCAGUCCAGAGAUCGCAUUGGAACAGGAGGACCGGUGGUGGACUGCAGUCGCCUGUUCGACAAUGACUUACCUGAUGGCUGGGAAGAGAGGAGGACGGCUUCAGGAAGGAUACAGUACCUGAAUCAUAUUACACGCACCACGCAAUGGGAGAGACCUACAAGGCCAGCAUCAGAGUACUCCAGCCCAUCUGGGCGUCCAUUGAGCUGCGUGGUGGACGAGAACACGCCAGUGAUGACACCUGUUAAUGGGGCCGAGGCCAGCGGCCCGCCAGGUGAACAGCGGAUCCAGGAGAGGCGCGUUCGAUCGCAGCGGCAUCGUAACUACAUGAGUCGAACGCACCUGCAUACACCACCUGACCUGCCCGAGGGUUAUGAGCAAAGAACAACUCAGCAGGGUCAGGUCUACUUUCUCCACACACAGACUGGAGUGAGCACCUGGCAUGACCCUCGGGUGCCCAGGGACUUAAGCAAUGUGAACUGUGAGGAGCUGGGCCCACUGCCACCAGGCUGGGAGAUCAGAAACACAGCCACCGGUCGUGUCUACUUUGUCGACCAUAACAAUCGAACAACACAGUUCACAGACCCGCGACUGUCUGCUAACCUGCAUCUAGUACUCAAUCCAAGUCCAAAUGGUUCCCGUGUGGCCAUGGACAGCCAAAACACUAACCUCAGUCAUCCACCUCAGUUGAAAGACCAGGGUGGUCCCGGGGCCCCUCAGCAACCUCUGUCACCAGCCCAGUUGCCUGAAGAGGCAGAGUGCCUGACUGUGCCCAAAUACAAGAGAGACCUGGUGCAGAAGCUGAAGAUUCUGCGGCAGGAACUUUCUCAGCAACAACCCCAGGCCGGCCACUGCCGCAUCGAGGUCUGCCGUGAGGAGAUAUUUGAGGAGUCAUACCGACAAGUGAUGAAGAUGCGUCCAAAAGAUCUCUGGAAAAGACUGAUGAUCAAAUUCAGAGGAGAAGAGGGGCUGGACUAUGGCGGUGUAGCAAGGGAGUGGUUAUACCUGUUGUCCCAUGAGAUGCUGAACCCUUAUUACGGCCUGUUCCAGUACUCCAGAGAUGACAUCUACACUCUACAGAUUAACCCUGACUCUGCUGUCAACCCGGAGCACCUGUCGUACUUCCACUUCGUGGGACGUAUCAUGGGCAUGGCGGUGUUCCACGGCCACUACAUUGACGGAGGCUUCACUCUGCCCUUCUACAAACAGCUGCUGGGCAAACCGAUCACGCUAGACGACAUGGAGUCUGUCGACCCUGACCUCCACAACAGCCUUGUCUGGAUCCUGGACAAUGACAUCACUGGCGUCCUGGACCACACUUUCUGUGUAGAGCACAAUGCCUACGGAGAAAUCAUCCAGCAUGAGCUCAAACCCAACGGCAAGAGUAUGCCCGUCUCAGAGGACACCAAGAAGGAGUAUGUCAGGUUGUAUGUGAACUGGCGUUUCCUGCAUGGCAUCGAGGCUCAAUUUCUGGCCUUGCAGAAAGGCUUCAAUGAGGUUAUUCCUCAGCACUUGCUUAAGUCCUUCGAUGAGAAAGAACUGGAGCUCAUAGUGUGUGGCCUGGGAAAGAUUGACAUCUCUGACUGGAAGUCCAACACCCGUCUGAAGCACUGCACCCCUGACAGCAACAUCGUCAAAUGGUUUUGGAAAGCCGUGGAGUCGUUUGACGAGGAGAGGAGGGCCCGGUUACUGCAGUUUGUUACCGGCUCAUCCAGAGUCCCACUGCAAGGCUUCAAGGCUUUACAGGGUGCUGCAGGGCCCAGACUCUUCACCAUCCAUCAGAUCGAUGCUAACACCAACAACCUGCCCAAAGCCCAUACCUGCUUCAACCGGAUUGACAUUCCGCCCUACGAGAGCUAUGACAAGCUGUACGACAAGCUGCUGACUGCGAUUGAGGAGACCUGUGGCUUCGCAGUGGAAUGAGAGACAGAUUGGAGAGUGUGUUUGUGUGUGAACAUGUGUAAAUGUGUGCAGGACUCUUGAUAGACUAUUACUGUCACUGCGACGUGCUGACAGGCUCACUCAGAGUCUGAUACGUCCGCCUUUGACCAGCCUGCAGUCUUCCUCUUCUCUAACGGCUUUCCACAUUCUUCCCUUAUCGAUAUCUGUUUGAACAGCUGCUAGAGUCAUCCCCUGUCAUGUAUUUUUUUAUUUUUUAUUAUUCAUUUAUUUGUUUGGGUGUUUUUUUUUUUUGGGCGGGGGGUGGGGGGUGGGGGUUGGUGUAGUUUGUGUGAAAUACAGAGAGCAAAUUGAGAGCUGCAGAAGUUUAUCAACUUAAAGUUUAACGUCUUACAAAGGUGUUUCUUUUAAAAACUCUCCCUAGACAUUUGAGAACAGCAAUUUAAACUGAUUGAAUUAAUCCUUGUCAUGCUACUGAAUCUUUAUCACUGCAGGUAGCCAUAUCUUGCCCUUAGUAGCCAUCUUAACCUCAACCAAUACACCUUCCAAUCCUCAUGGCUGCAGAGUUGAGUGUGCUUCAACUUGUAGGAGCGCCACAAAUUCAUCCUACCUCAGUGUGUAAUGCUUCGAUGGUUUCAUUCCAAAAUGCCACAUCUUGUCUGUUGUCUUGCAAUUCAAUUUAAUUCAAAUUAAGACAGAAACAUCUUUAGUUUUUCCAGCAAUGCUCCACUGUUAGUUUGUCAUACCAGCAGUCAUUUUGUAACCGUAAAACCGUGCAAUUUAAAUUGUGAAUAUAUCAUUUUGAAAUGGAACUCGUACAGACUGACGUGGAUGUGGGUCUGAUGUUUUGUGGCGUUUUUUUGGAGUCGUGCUUGUGGUGAGUUGUUUUAAGAUUAGGGACGGACUCUGGUUAAGAAGAAUCGUAUGUUUUCCCUCAAUCGCUGCAGUGAGGCCACAGCUCUUGUAAACAUGCGUGUCUGUAUGUUUCUGCAUGUGUAUACAUAAUGUACGCUUGUAUGUGUGGAAGACUUUUUUUUUUUUUUUUUAAAUAGAUGAAUUCCCCCAUCACCUGUACUAGCACAGUAUCCUGUAUUUGAAGCUGCAGAGCUGAUUGAACCUCACUUUUUGAGCCUGGUUCGUCUUCCUUUUCUCUCAUUUACACAUUUGCCUCCAGCAGUUACAAAGUAUGCAUGUUUUUUUUUUUUUUUUCUUUAUUUUAUCAAAUCCAGCAUAACCCAACACACUUCCUGUCAGAUUAUAUGUGAAAAGGGCACAACUGUCCGUGGGACCAGGCUUGAUUUUUAAAAAGUUAUUCAAAAAAGGCAGGCGUCUAUUUUCAGUCACAUCAUCAGUUUAAAAUGACAGAAGUAUUUCUUUCUCUCUGUCUUGUCACUUUAGAGCACUUUACAAACUGAGCAGUGAUGGCAGGAGUGCUUCUUUCACAUUAGAUUAAAAUAUAUCACGUUUAAUUUGCUAUACGACUACAUUAGAAAUAUACAGAGUAAAAAGUAUCUAUAUACCUGUAAUUUUUGAGUAUAUAUGUACAAAUACAUAGCUAUUUUGUAUAUUGUUGCUUGUUCUUUAUGUUCAGUUUAAAUGCAAGCAUGUUGGUGUCUGUCACAGACCUCUUUGCAUUCUCAGGUGAAGUUGUCCUUUGUUUUUUUUUUUGUUUUACAUUUAUUUAGGCUAGUAUGUGAGGAGGGACAAAACUGGUUUUAAUGGAUAUUAUAAUUUAGAGGCCCUGUCUUUAAACCCGUGAUAGUGUAAAAGUUGUCAGUUUAAAGUGAUCUUUUCUUUUGGUCUAUCACUUUCACGUAUUAACACACACAUACCUUCAUAGGAGAACAUGAAUGGCCAGAUUUGCUGCUCUGGAGGUCUGUGUCGCCACUAAAUACCAAACAGCACAUACAACAAUACUAAUUCAUAUGCACGGGGCGGGAAAACGGACUGAACAUGGUGGCCUCAAAUCAUCAGAGCUGCAAAUAUUGGAGGUUGACUGCUGCUGAACUCCUGGGUGCUACGCGGUGAAAAUGUUCAACCAAAAUGAAAAGUUACAAAAAAACGGAAGCAACAGUGAGGAGCACCUCCAUCACCACCGCCUCCAUCCAAAGAAAACCGUCUGCAUGAAUGGAUGCUCAAGAGAUAAACGGCUAUUUAUUUGCAUAAUUAUUACUCUUAGAAAACGUUUUGACUUGGAAAAAAUCAGUUAAAUGUUCUUUUUUAUGUAUACUGCCUGCAUUUAUUUGUAAUCAUGAACAGUUUGUUAGCUGGUACUCAGAAACCGUUUUUAUUUUGUGGUCCUCAGCAGACAAAACAGAAACAAAGUGACAUUUAAUUUGUCAUCUUUGUACGGUUACAGAGAAUUUAUUUGAUUUUUACCUUUUAAUAACCUGACUCAGAGACAGAGAAGAAAUGCAUUACAAGUUUUUUUUUUUUUUUUUUUUUCACGUUAUGCAUACUUGGGCUCCAAGUUAUAAUCCGACACUUCCUUCUAUUUACCAAAUAGUUAAUGGACUGAUUUUUUUUUUUGUGUAUAUGUAUAUGUAUAUAUGUAUGUAUAUACAUAAACACACACACACAGUUCUUGAUAAGCACACAUGUAUGUUUGUCUAGUGCACACAGUCCACUUCUGCUCUUUUUUUUUCGUUGGCACCAAGUUUUCUGGCUGGUUCAGUCUUCAGUGCAAAAGUUGUUGGGUUGAGUGCUUCCAGACGAGGGGAAAUCACACUUUUCCCCGCUUAAGCAGCCAAAUUGGUCAGAUGUCCCUGACAAUUUUGCAGGUCAUUGUUCUUUUUUUUUCAAGCUUUGAAUGCCUGUGGUAUAAAGAGAUAUUUGUCUACCUUUACUGAUCUGAUUAAUUGAAUAAAUUGAGAGCCAGUUCUGAUCACAAUUAUGUAUUUUAAUGAUGGUUUAUAAUUGGUUACAAAUCACAACAAGCUGUGUCAUGUUCAGUAAAAUCUCUCCUCACACUUUAAAGUACAAAUUUACAGCUUUAUGUGCAAAUUUGUGUGUAUGUGUAAAUGACUUUUGAUUGAAAUCAAUACAAAACAGAAAAAAACAACUUUUUUUUUUAAACUGCACCAUGUUUUAUUUCUUUUGAUUUCCUAUCUGUUUUUGUAUUUAUUAUUACAGUAUAUGUGUUCAUAGUUUUUCACAUCAGCUGCUCUGUGAGCUUGUAACGGACACCUGUACAUAAGGACAAUAAAGAAGAAAAGUAAUACACUUCUUGUACCCUUGCAGAAAGCUGAGCAAUAAAACUAUGCUGUUUGGACCUCACAGCAUUACGUUUUAUAGAA
This is a messenger RNA of Larimichthys crocea (large yellow croaker), 6054 nucleotides long. RefSeq names its product E3 ubiquitin-protein ligase SMURF2. The record is from RefSeq and is a predicted model, not a curated record. Gene Ontology annotation, cellular component: cytoplasm. The coding region runs from base 446 to 2782 and encodes 778 amino acids. Gene Ontology annotation, molecular function: ubiquitin protein ligase activity; SMAD binding. Lineage: Eukaryota; Metazoa; Chordata; Actinopteri; Sciaenidae. The transcript is spliced from 21 exons. Gene Ontology annotation, biological process: proteasome-mediated ubiquitin-dependent protein catabolic process; protein ubiquitination; negative regulation of BMP signaling pathway.